UCAGCGGCAAGCGCGCCCCUUCAGCUCCAACUCGCCGCAGCGAUUUUGGCACUCGACUGUGCUCUGAAUUCGACCUCUUCCAAUCCGUUUCAAAAUUCGAGCCAUGUCAGCUGAAUUCACAGAGAUGACUAGCAAGGUGAUCCAGGAGGCGGCGCGGCUGGCAAAGGACCGGGGCCAUUUGCAGCUGGACCCGGGCCAUGUCUUCGCAGUGCUGCUCAAGGACCGUUCCUCCCUGGCUGCGCAAGUGCUGGGGCGCCUCAAUGGUGACUCUGUAGAGGUCCAGCAGGGCUGUGAGCGGCUGCUGAACAGCUUCAGCUCGCAAACGCCGGCGCCGGAGGAGAUCGCGCCCAACAACGGCAUGCGCCAGACGCUGCAUGAGGCAGAGGUCCAGCGCAAGGCGAGUGGCGGCAGCUACGUCAGCCUUCCUGACCUCUUCUUAGCGCUGCUGAAGCAGAAGUCCAUCAAAGAGGUGCUGAGCUCGGCGGGGUACAGCAUCACGCAGGUGGAAAAGGCCAUGCAGGACCUGCGGGGUUCCAAGAAGGUGGACACCCAAACAGCGGACGAGAACUUCGAGGCGCUCUCAAAAUACGGGCGCGAUCUUGUGGCCGACGCUGAGAACGGGAAGCUGGACCCGGUCAUCGGCCGGGAUGAGGAGAUCCGGCGGGUGGUGCAGGUGCUGGCCCGGAGGACCAAGAACAACCCUAUCCUGGUGGGUGAUCCAGGUGUGGGGAAGACGGCCAUUGUGGAGGGCCUGGCGCAGCGUGUGGUCGUCGGCGACGUGCCGGAAGCCUUGAAAAACUGCCGGGUGGUGGCGCUGGACGUGGGCGCGUUGAUCAGCGGCGCCAAGUACCGGGGGGAGUUUGAGGAACGCCUGAAGGCCGUGCUCCAGGAGGUCAAAGACGCCGAGGGGCGGAUCGUCCUCUUCAUCGACGAGGCACACUUGCUGAUCGGCGCUGGCAAGACCGAUGGGGCCAUGGACGCGGCGAACCUGCUGAAGCCCAUGCUGGCGCGGGGGGAGCUGCGCUGCAUUGGGGCCACCACCGUGGAUGAGUACCGCAAGUACAUCGAGAAGGAUGCGGCGCUGGAGCGGCGUUUCCAGCAGGUGAGCGUGGAUGAGCCCUCGGUGCAGACAACCAUCACCAUCCUGCGUGGGCUCAAGGACCGGUACGCCACGCACCACGGGGUCAGCAUCCAGGACGCCUCGCUGGUGGCGGCAGCACAGCUCUCGGACCGGUACAUCACCACCCGUUUUUUGCCGGACAAGGCGGUGGACCUGCUGGACGAGGCCUGCAGCAAGAUCCGGGUGCAGCUCUCCUCGCAGCCCGAGGCCGUUGACAGCUUGGAGCGGCGAAGGCAGUACUUGGAGGUUGAGGUGAAGGCCCUGAGCAAGGAGAAGGACCAUGGCUCCAAGACGCGGCUCCAUGAGGCCCAGAAGGAGCUGGCCCAGGUGUCGGAGGAGCUCGCCCCGCUGCGGGCGAGGUAUCAGCAGGAGCGCGAGCUGAUCGACGACCAGGGCAAGGCGAAGACCAAGUUGCAGGACCUCAAGCGAAAGUUGGACCUUAUGGAGGUGCAAGCAAGAUGCUCGCAGUCGUGGCGGGUGUGGCGGCCUACUGCGGCUGGCAGGGCGCGUUCGUGCCACCCGCUGCUGGCCGACAUGUGCCGAUCGCCACGGCAGCCGGCGCAGCGGCCAUGCUGGGCACAGCGCCGGCUUACGCAGACAAGAUCGAUGAUGCGGCCAAAGUUCUCUCAGAGAAGUCUUACCCAUUCUUGAAGGAGAUCGACUGGACUGAUGGUGUCUAUGGCGUUCUGCCAACUGCCAAGCCCUUGGAGGUGCUGAAGGCGAUCGAUUCGAUGUUGGUCAUGGGCGCCGCGAUGGACCCAGAAGCUCUGAAGGCCGGAGUGUUGGCCCACAGCAAGGCCAUCAACUCUGUGGACUCCAAGGGAGUUACAACUCUGGCCGACUACACAGCCACCAACGCCGCCAUUGGCCACAUGGUUGCGUCCGUGCCGGCCUCCAAGACCAUGGAUGUGUACAAUGCCUUCAACGAGUUCAACCUGGGCAAGGAUGUGGGCCCUUAUAUGAUGUCCAAGGUGAACGCUGAGGACGCCAAGGCGGCCUACAAGGCAUUCCUCGAGUUCAAGGAUGUGGUGAAGGCUUCUCAGCGCUGAGCUCGGCCUUGCUCUUGGCAUCUUUGGCGGUGGCGUCGUGUGUGCGCCCUGCAGGUUGUAUAGCUUCUUGGCAACUCUUUGUAAUCUGAGCCCGGCUGGCUUGAGACCCUGUUCUCAGGCAUGCGCUUGACUCAGACAGCUUCCAUCAUUUUAUCAAGACACUCUGCCAAUUGUAUAUGCAGGGUAUUGAGGAGGCCCCUUUGACGUGUCCUCUUGUGUAAAAGCGGCGCCUUUCCUGACAGCUUGAGUAUUGUGUAUUUGAGUAACAGUUGUGCCACGCACAGACACUAGGAUCCGGGGCUGAAACCGCACUGAUCCCAACCGUAUAAGACUCGUGUUUG
Messenger RNA from Effrenium voratum, 2510 nucleotides. Lineage: Eukaryota; Dinophyceae; Suessiales; Symbiodiniaceae. The record is from the annotation of a GenBank genome assembly.